Molecule: messenger RNA, 6270 nt
Organism: Phyllostomus hastatus (greater spear-nosed bat)
Lineage: Eukaryota; Metazoa; Chordata; Mammalia; Chiroptera; Phyllostomidae
Gene: SAMD9
Product: sterile alpha motif domain containing 9
Exons: 3
Coding region: 321-5069 (1582 amino acids)
Cellular component (GO): cytoplasm
Molecular function (GO): protein binding
Source: RefSeq, a predicted model, not a curated record
CCAGUUUUGACACACCCAUUUCUGAGACGCACACACCCAGCUGUUUCUGAGGCAGUUAGAGCAGCAAUGAGAUAAAAGCAGAGCAUAAAUGAACAUUCUUAAAAAUGGGAAAGAAAAAAGUGUCUAUCUGACAUCAUAGGAGGAAGAAAACACAGACGGUAGACUUUUCUGCACUGAAAUACAUGGUUUCCCCCUCAUACAAGUAGAAGAAAUUUGCAAGACGACCUGGCUGAUACAGUGGGAGUGUUUAUGGAAUCUAGUACAUCACACUGGGAAGUGGUACUCCUUUCAUUUCUUCUUGAGUCAGUUUUGAUAUCAGAAUGGCAGCACAGCUAAACCUGCCAGAAAAUACAGAUGACUGGACAAAAGAGGAUGUAAAUCAGUGGUUAGAAAGUCAUAAAAUUGACCAAAAACACAGGGAAAAAUUGAUGGCACAAGAUGUGAAUGGAGGAGUCUUGAAGUGGUUAACUAAAAGUGACCUCAUUGACAUGGGCCUAACACAUGGACCAGCUAUCCAAAUAGAACAUCUAUUUAGAGAACUGCAGAAAAUACACUCUGAAGAUCCUACUCAGGCAUGUAAGAGGAAAAAAGGCAGUAAAAAUGUUCCUAAAACACAAGCUUUGAUGAAAGAGGAAAAUGAAGCUUCAAAGCAAAAACAAAAUGAUAAAGAGAAAUCAGAUAUGCCUAAUGCCUCUACAGUUACUACAGUUUCUGAGUCACUAAAAAAUGAGUCCAUGUUAGAUGAAAUAGAUGGCACAAAGGAAAAGCAGCCAUCCGUAGAACUGACAUGUGUACCAUACCCUUUUGAUGAAUUCAGUAAUCCAUAUCGUUACAAAGUGGAUUUUUGUUUACAGCCUGAAACAGGACCACUCAAUCUCAUUGAUGCAAUACAUGAAUUCAAAACCUUCACAAAUACAAAAACAGCCACAGAAGAGGACAUUAAAAUGAAAUUUAGCAAUGAAGUCUUCCGAUUUGCUUCAGCUUGUAUGAAUUCACGAACCAAUGGCACCAUUCAUUUUGGAGUCAAAGACAAACCCCAUGGAAAAAUUGUUGGCGUGAAUGUCACCAAUGUCACCAAAGAAGCCCUCAUUGAGCACUUUGAUCUGAUGAUCCACCAGUAUUUUGAAGACCAUCAGGUCCAAAUAGCAAAGAAGUGCAUUCGAGAGCCAAGAUUUGUAGAAGUUUUACUGCCAAAUAGUACUCCAUCUGACAAAUUUGUUAUUGAAGUGGAUGUCAUUCCGAAAUACUCUGAAUGUGGACAUGAUUAUUUCCAGAUUAAAAUGCAAAAUUGCAACAACAAAAAAUGGGAACAAAGAACAAAAUUCUCGGUCUUUGUGCGAGAUGGGGCCAGCACUAAAGAUAUCAUGAAAAAUAAUGCAGAAUUCAAAGACUUUACAUUAGGUUUAAAAACACUGGCAAAGUCAAGACAAGAAGCAGAAGAAAAAUGUAGAGUAAAAACAAAUAAAAAAGAGAGUGAGGGACCAAAGCUUACUCAAUUGUUGACGGGAAAUCAGGACUUGUUAGAUAAUUCAUACUAUGAAUGGUACAUUCUUGUAACAAAUAAAUGCCACCCUAAUCAAAUAAAACACUUAGAUUUCCUAAAGGAAAUUCCAUGGUUUGCUGUGUUGGAGUUUGAUCCUGAGUCUGUAAGCAAGGGUGUAGUGAAUGCUUACAAAGAAAGCCGAGUGGUAAACCUUCACUUGCCAAGUCUGUAUAUAGAGGGGAAAACCACAACAGAUGAGAAGAUUUCUAGCCUGAAUCUUUACCAACAACCCAGCUGGAUUUUCUGCAAUGGCAGGUUAGACCUUGAGAGUGAAAAAUAUAAACCCUUAGAUCCAAGUUCCUGGCAAAGAGAAAAAGCAUCUGAAGUCAGGAAAUUGAUAUCAUUUCUUACACAUGAAGACAUAAUGCCAAGAGGGAAGUUUCUGGUGGUAUUUCUAUUACUCUCCUCCGUGGAUGACCCAAGAGACCCCCUCAUUGAGACAUUCUGUGCUUUCUACCAAGAUCUCAAAGGAAUGGAGAAUAUAUUGUGCAUUUGUGUACACUCACACAUAUGUCAGAGAUGGAAAGAUCUACUUGAAGCAAGAUUAAUAAAAAAACAAGAUGAAUUAUCAAGCCAAUGUAUUUCUUCUUUAAGUCUUGAAGAGAUAAAUGGUACUAUUCUUAAACUAAAAUCUGUGACUACAUCCUUAGAGAGGUUUUUGCCAUCUAUUGGUUCAUCUUCUGUCCUUCUGAAAAGGGAAGAAGAUACCAUGACUGCUCUGGAAAUUCUCUGUGAAAAUGAAUGUGAAGGUACACCCUUAGAAAAGGACAAAAAUAAAUUUCUUGAAUUCAAGGCUUCAAAAGAGGAAGACUUCUAUCGAGGUGGUCAAGUAUCCUGGUGGAACUUCUACUUUUCUUCUGAAAGUUAUUCUUCACCUUUUGUCAAAAGGGAUAAAUAUGAAAAACUUGAAGCAAUGAUUCAAAGCUGUGCAGAUUCUUCUAAGCAAACAUGUGUUAAAAUUAUUCAUCUGUAUCAUCACCCAGGCUGUGGCGGGACUACUUUGGCUAUGCAUAUUCUUUGGGAACUAAGGAAGAAAUUCAGAUGUGCUGUGCUGAAAAACAAGACAGUAGAUUUUUCUGAAAUUGGAAAACAAGUGACUAAUUUAAUCACCUAUGGGGCAGCAAACAAUCAAGAAUACCUACCUGUACUGCUUCUUGUUGAUGAUUUUGAAGAACAAGGUGAUAUCUAUCUUCUGCUGGCCUCUAUUCAAACAGCUAUAGCUAGUAAGUACAUUCGAUAUGAGAAACCUUUAGUGAUCAUCCUAAAUUGCAUAAGAUCACAGAAUCCUCAAAAAUGUGUAAAGAACUCAGACAGUAUCGCCCUAAUACAACAACUAUCUUCCAAAGAACAGAAAGCUUUUGAGCUUAAAUUGAAAGAAAUUGAAGAGCAACACAAAAACUUUAAAGAUUUUUAUUCCUUCAUGAUCAUGAAAACCAAUUUUAAUAAGGAGUACAUAGAAAAUGUGGUCAGGAAUAUCCUAAAAGGACAAAAUAUUUCCACCAAGGAAGCAAAGCUCUUUUCUUUUCUGGCUCUUCUUAAUUCAUAUGUGCCUGAUACCACCAUUUCACUUUCACAAUGUGAAAAGUUCUUAGGAAUAGCAACCAAGAAGGCUUUCUGGGGAACAGAAAAAUUUGAAGACAAGAUGGGCACCUACUCUACAAUUCUGAUAAAAACAGAGGUGGUAGAAUGUGGAAAGUACUCUGGAGUGCGCAUUAUUCACCCUUUAAUUGCCACUCGCUCACUGGAAGAAUUGAAGAUAAGCUAUCAUUUGGAUAAAAGCCAAAUUAUUUUGGAUAUGCUAACAGAAAAUUUGUUCUAUGAUACUGGUAUAGGAAGAAGCAAAUUUCUCCAAGAUAUGCAAACACUGCUGCUCACAAGACAGCGCAAUGAACGUGAAGGUGAAAUGGGAACUUGGUUUUCCCCAUUCAUUGAAGCAUUACAUAAAGAUGAAGGGAACCCAGCAGUUGAAAAAGUAUUGCUGGAAGGUAUUCGUCGGUUCAACCCAAAUGCAUUCAUUUGUCAAGCCUUGGCAAGACAUUUCUACAUUAAAGAGAGGAACUUUACCAGUGCCCUUCAUUGGGCAAGUCAAGCAAAAAAGAUAGAACCUAGUAAUUCUUAUAUUUCUGAUACACUGGGUCAAGUCUACAAGAGUAAAAUAAGAUGGUGGAUGGAAAAUAAGGAAAGAAAGAACACUUCAGUUGCUGAUCUAAUUGAUCUUUUGGAUUUAGCAGUAAGUGCCUCAAAUGCAUUCAAAGAAUCUCAACAGCAAAGUGAAGACAGAGAGAAUGAGGCGACAGAAAGGUUUUAUCAGAAGUCAAAGAGGCGGUAUGAUACUUACAAUAUUGCUGGUUAUUAUGGGGAGAUAGAAGUUGGGCUCUACACAAUCGAGAUUCUCCAGCUCAUUCCUUUUUUUGACAAUAAUAAUGAACUAUCUAAAAAAGAGAUGAUCAAUUUUAUAUCAGGAAGUAGUGAUAUUCCUGGGGAUCCAAACAAUGAAUUUAAAUUAGCCCUCAAGAACUUUAUUCCUUAUCUAACUAAUUUGAGAUUUUCUUUGAAAAAGUGCUUUGACUUUUUUGAUGAUUAUUUUGUCCUUCUAAAACCCAGGAACAACAUUAAGCAAAAUGAACAGUCCAAAACUCGGAAAAAGGUAGCUGGAUAUUUUAAAAAGUAUGCAGAUAUAUUUGGUCCCUCAGAGGACUUACAAGACAAAAAUCUCAGAUCAAAGCUUAGUUUGCCACUUCAAGUAGAACUGUGUUGGAAAAGCCUAGAAGUUUCAAAAGCAGACAAGUUUUCUGGGCUCUUGGAAUACCUAAUCAAAAAUCAAGAAGAGGCUAUUAAACCCAUGGAAGAUAUAGUGAAACAAUACACUUUUCUCAUUGAACAAUACGCUGUCAGAAUCCAGCCAAAGGAAAAGCAAAAUUUCAUCUUGGCCAAUAUCAUUCUCUACUGUAUUAAACCUACCUCCAAAUUUGUAAAGCCAAUUAAAAAACUGAAAGAUCAGCUUCGAGAAGUCUUGCAACAAACAGGACUGCAUCAUCGAUUUUCAGAACCUUAUUUCCUAGCUUCCCUCUUAUUCUGGCCAGAAAACCAACAACUAGAUCAAGAUUCUAAACAAAUGGACAAGUAUACUCAGUCACUGGAAAAUUCUUUCAGGGGACAAUAUAGACAUAUGUAUCGUACAAAGCAACCAAUUGCAUAUUUCUUUCUUGGGAAAGGUAGCAAUAUGAACAGACUUGUCCACAAAGGGAAAAUUGAUCAGUGCUUUGGAAAGACACCUGAUAAUUCCUUGUGGCAGAGUGGAGAGGUAUGGAAGGAGAAAAAAGUCCAAGAACUUUUGCUUCGUUUAAAGGGACGAGUUGAACAUAAUUGUUUAUACAUAGAAUAUGGAACCAAUGAAAAAAUCACAAUACCCAUCACACCUACUUUCUGGGGUCAGCUAAGAAGUGGUAGAAGCAUAGAAAAAGUGUCUUUUUACCUGGGAUUUUCCAUUGGAGGCCCACUUGCUUAUGACAUUGAAAUUAUUUAAGAGUUUGAUUUUCUCUCUCCAGGAAUGUAGUCUCAAUAUCAUUUUUUUGAGACCCAAGACCUUUACUUUAAAUUACUGUUAAGUAUGUUAUGAGUCCUACACAGACUGUAGAAAAAAAGAAGUGUGGAAUGUAUCAAAUAUCUUACUUGGUAUGGAUAACAGCAUCAAGAACAAAAUAAAAAGGAGCUCUGUAUGGAAUUAGGACAAACGAAUGUAUUACAUCAGCCACAGAGCCUCAUAAAACUUCCCCCAAUUACCCAACCAAGGCAUGAACUGAGAAAGAGUGUCUCCUUUCUUCUCAAUUGUAAAAACUUUUCAGAAUAGGAAAACAUAGUUAUAAUUCUAAGACAUGACAAUACCUCAGAGACCAUUUCAUUAAAAAAUGAAAACUUCUCAAGCUAAGGAGCAAUAUUUAUUCUUACCAAGCACACUAGGGCUCAAGGAUCUUUCAAAGCAGAUGGAGCAACCAAUUCACUGAAAGUCAAACCCAUAGAGCCAGCAGAUCUUACCAAAGUAGGCUGGAGAAUUAGACUGCCUUUUCAUGCAGUAGGAGGUGGUUGAGCAAAACUGAAAAAAAAAAGUGAGUUUAUAGACCUCUGCACAAGCAAAAAUACACCCAAACUCCAAAAUUAAUGAAAAAAAAAGGACUCUUGUGAAAAAAGACUAAUUUGUCCCCCAUCCAGAAGGUCCUAACAUACUGGCAAUACAUACAUAUAAGCUAUGCAUUGAAUAAGCACAACCAGUAAAAAGUAAUCAAAAUGCAAUUUUUCUCUAAUAAAAUUAUGAACAUGAACAAUCAUCAACAAUUGCCAAAACAAGUAAAAAGCUGAUAAACAAUUUUAUGGCAGAUAAUUCAGACUUUCCUAAAUCCUGAUCAAUAUUAACAGAAAAAGCCAGACGUUAUAGAACUACCGGAGUGCACACAUCACCCAUGACACACUCUUGCCAAGUAACGGGACCUGAGCUUUACCAAACCUCUGGAUCUUUCUUACAAUGAAAGAAAAUAGAUGUUGGAUAUGCCUCAAAGUAAUUCCAUGUGUAAGGAAUAGAGAUGGUGAGAGGACAGUAGGUAAGCAGUACAGCUGCAACAAGAUUGGACUGGAGUUAAUCACCACAUGAUGCAUAUAUGGAAGUUCAUUAUACUCUUUUCUUGUCUUUGGACUGUGCUUUUAAAAUUUUGUUAUAAAAACAAAAAAAUUCA